AUGACGGCGCGCGCGUUUCCCGGAGCCCGUUCUGGCGGUCGGGCGCGAGGCCCCAUCCGCCCGACCCAGCGAGCGGCUGUUCGCUCGGCGUCCGCGCAGCCACAGACGCACUCCGCGGCUGGCAGGACGGCCUCUCGCGCCAGCGCCUCGCGGCACCAUUCUGAUGGCUGUCCGUCUGAAAUGGCAAUUGGGAACUUCGUGCGGCGCGAUAUGAACGCCGCCAGUGCAAGAGGACGCCGGAAAUAUUUACAGCUCUCACAGCCCGGCUGCACUUCACCCACGACCCCGAAUCCGUCCCCGCCCCUCCCAGGCCCGGCCCCGCCCCCAUUGGCCUUCGUCCGCAUGGGCGCCUCCGGACGGCCGCCGCCGCCCCCGCCGCUGCGUCAGCUCGGUUUCAGCUGA
This is a messenger RNA of Gryllus bimaculatus (two-spotted cricket), 402 nucleotides long. The record is from the annotation of a GenBank genome assembly. Lineage: Eukaryota; Metazoa; Arthropoda; Insecta; Orthoptera; Gryllidae.